CGUUACAAUUAUGUUUAUUUACGGAAAUGACCAUCAACAAUGAGGCAGGAUCACAACUAAGACGGAGAAAAGAUGUAGAACAAUGUUACAAUGGCUACGUUGAACAAACGAAAAUACAGAACACGAUCGUCUAAGAAACACUGUGAGGAAAAGUUCUGUUGCCUGACAGAAGGUGCCGUUGCUUUCUACUUUUGCAUCCAGUGUAAGACAAAUCAGUGUCAAAAUUGUGAGUCUGAAAUACAUAAAUCGAAACUUAAGUUUGAUUUUCAUGAUCGACAGUCCAUAGAUUCUCCCCCAUAUGAGGAUUUGUGUCAGAUUGCAUCGUUAUUAAACAACCUUGAAUGCGAAGACAGUAAUUUUGCAGAUUUGCACUGUGACAACUGUGAGCGCAAUUUCUGCAGGUACUGUUUUGACGUGUAUCAUAAUAAAGACAGUCGCAAAACACAUCGGAAGUAUUCAGUCAAGGAGUAUCGACAAAGGCAGGCAGAAGCAGCUGCCAUCAAGGCUUGUUCCCUAAAGCCAUUGUCGCCUGUUUCCCAGUUCGACGAUUCCCUGACAUUUCUGUCUUGCCCUCAAAUCUCUGACAGUUUAGAAGACAGUGGAAUGAUGUAUAAUAGCGUUCAUUCAGACAUCAGUCAAAACAGCAUACCUGAUCUGCUGACUGACUCCAACAAACAGGACAUGCAUUCAUUAACAAAGGCACUGGAAGAGAGUCAGAUUGAUGAGCAGUAUGCUGACUGUGACAGCUUUCUACUUGUUGAUGAACAAGAAACUUUGCAGGUGAUAGACAAUGAAGACUUUACCAACAAACUUAAAUGUGAUAAAGAUUCACUUGUGAAAGUGGUGUCCAUAUUUGGUAAUACAGGUGAUGGGAAGUCUCACACUUUAAAUCAUACGUUCUUCGGAGGCAAAGAAGUCUUCAAGACCUCCGCUCACCAGGCAUCUUGUACUGUCGGUGUUUGGGCCUCAUAUGAUCAGGAAAACUCGGCAAUAGUUGUAGACACAGAAGGACUCCUCGGUGUGACAACCAAUCAGAAUCAGCGAACAAGGCUCUUACUGAAGUUGUUGGCUGUGUCAGAUGUUGUUAUUUACAGAACAAGAGCUGAAAGACUUCACAACGAUAUGUUCUUUUUCCUUGGUGAUGCAUCGAAAGCCUAUUCCAAGCAUUUCACUGAGGAACUGAGGGCAGUAUCAAAGAGGAACAAGAUGUCAUUAGACAUUGUGAAUAUGAGUCCUUCUGUGGUUAUCUUCCAUGAGACACAAAACACAAACGUAUUAGGAAAAGCAGGUGAAGGUGCAGAGACGACCCUACGGGAGAGAUUCAAAGAGUUAGAGUGCACAAUGAACUUCAGUGAUCUCAAGUAUGUUGGGACCAAAACUGCACGGGACCAGUUGACUGAUUUCUCAAAACUGCGCAGAGCUGUUCAGGAGCAGCUCCACAACAACACCAUACGAGCGCCAAGGAAACCAGAAAUUGUGUUCAAGACAUUCCAGGUUUUGAAUGACAAGUUCAGUGGAGAGAUAGAGAAGCAUGUGUAUGAGACAUUUCCUGACCAGUACUUCACGUGUGGUGCCAAGUGCCAGUCCUGCGGAGCGCGUUGUGUGCGCAGUAUGAACCACAAUCUCGCAGAAGAGGACCAUAUAACGGACAAAGGAACCAAGUGCAAGUACCAGCACCAGUUCGAGAACAAGGUGUACUACUGCAGGAAAUGCUACCGGGACGGAAAACCAGUGAGGGUUGUUCCAAAGACAUCCUCAUCAAAGGACAGUGCAUGGGUUGGUGUGGCAAAAUAUGUAUGGGCAGGUGAUAUUCUCGAGUGUCGUAACUGUGGGAUCAUCUAUCGGAGCCGUCAGUUCUGGUAUGGAAACCCAGAAGUUGAAUCUGUCAUACAUGAGGAGGUGGCACAUGUAUGGCCAGAGGGAGAGAAGUUCCAUAUUGGUACACACAAUGCAGCGUGGAAGGUGAUAGACGGGCUCAGUUAUGUGGCUGGUAGCAUCGGUAGUGUCAGCGCCGUACCCACCAAGGUUGUCAGUGACUGGGUGGCUGACCAGAUCGCGCCCUCGUACUGGGUCCCUAACUCCAAAAUAAAGAAAUGCUACAAAUGUGAGGCAAGGCUGUUGGACGAGCAAAAGCACCACUGUCGUUCCUGUGGCCAGGGAUUUUGCGACAUGUGUUCCUCAAAGAAAAGGCCGGUCCCAGAUCGAGGUUGGACAAUGCCAGUCCGCGUGUGUGACAGCUGCUUCCAUGUCAACAUGACGGAUUCCAACUCGAGCACUGGCAGUGAUACUCAGGUUACAGCAAGGAAGGUGGGGGAAUCACUGACCUCUGCUAUCGACAUUGUCUCUACAGCUAUCAGCUACCCCUUAGGUAUGUUGAAAGAUUCUGCCCGGCCUGCAUAUUGGGUGCCAGAUGACCAGAUAACGAAAUGCUGUGUGUGUGCCGAGACGUUCUCACUGAAGCUGCCCAUCCACCACUGUCGGGCGUGUGGGCAGGGAGUGUGCUCCGGGUGCUCUCCGAGUCAGCGACCCGUACCACUCCGGGGCUGGGACUAUCCAGUGCGGGUCUGUAAGAACUGUGAGAAGAAAAAGGAUAAGAUAUGAAAUAUGGUUUUUAUAGUUUAAGAUUAAGAUAUGAAAUAUGGUUUUUAUAGUUUAAGAUUAAUAAAUGGAUGUUUGUUUUUGUCUUGCAGUUUGCAUUUAUUUAUUGGUUUCCCAAAAAAAAUUGCAAUGCAUGAGAAAAGAUCAGCACUGGGAUGGGAUCUUUUUAGUUUGUACGAAGUAUUUGUUAAUAAAGUUUCGUUUCUUAUUGUGAAAGUGCACAGUCUAAAUAGACAAUGAAAGCUGUGAAUGUUAAUUGUUUACUUGUUACAAUAAUGUGAUAUGAACCUUGUUAGCACAGUUAUUUAAAGUGCACAUAUAUUGUUAAAUUACACUCAUGAAGAGAAAAAGUCUGAAUAUUGAUCUUUUACAUUUUAUUUUUCAACAUACUGUUUUUAUAAUGAUAAAAAGAAAAUAAAGAAUGACAUUACUAAGAAAGAAGAUAGUUAAAGAUGUAUUGUUAGUUUAACAAUUUUUGUUUUUAUGUAUUAAAAUUGACAUGUCACAAACUUUAGGUGCCUACAAUUUAAAAAUAUGACUUUCUCAACAAGUCGAUUCUUUCAAUUUUAAUAAUAUUACUUUGUGUAAUAGUAAUUUAGCUUUUUUUUAAAUAAAAAGUAUGCAUUUUCAGAACUCCAGAUAAGGUUUUGUGAAAUUCUUAAAUUACUACCAGAUUUUCAAAAAGAAUUCUUAACUCUGAAAUUUUAUUCUUAACGUUACUCCUAAGUUUUGGAAAAUAAUUAUUAUUUUCUAAAUGACCUAAUAAUAAAUAAAGAUGUUUUUUUUCAUGCAACAAAAAUCAAAAUAAACAUACUAGCAACUUUAUUUAUACGAGUUCAACAGACCUUUUUCAGUAUUAUACAAUUUUAUUUUUCCAAUACCUUCAUAUGCCCAAACUGUGCUAAGCAUGCUUUAGAUGAAUUUUUAAAUAUUUCACAUUUAAAACGGGUCUCCCCUUCAAUCUUUUCACCGAUUAGCCACGGGACUUGUCCCUUCUACUCGUUCAUUGUUGUUUUUUUGUGUUUAAGUUUGGACCCGUUGUGUCGCGUUUUUGUUUAGCUUUUCCGACUGUGUCGGCAACUGAACAUACAACAUCGUAUAAGAUCUUUUCUAUAAUGUCUUUCUAAACAUUUAACUUCGGCUCACUUUGCGAACUCUAUGUUGAAAGCGUGUUUUUGGACGCUUUGCAGUUUUUUAGGACGCUCUCUGUGCGCCGCCAAUGUUUUUAACCAGGUUUUCCGAAGGAAAAAACUGGUUAUUAGAUUGGCGAAUGCGGGCAGGCUGGCUGGCUGGCUGGCGGGCUGGCGGGCGGGCGGAACAAGCUUGUCCGGGCCAUAACUAUGUCGUUCAUUGUCAGAUUUUAAAAUCAUUUGGCAGAUUUGUUCACCAUCAUUGGACGGUGUGUCGCGCGAAAUAAUUACGUCGAUAUCUCCAAGGUCAAGGUCACACUUUGAGUUCAAAGGUCAAAAAUGGCCAUAAAUGAGCUUGUCCGAGCCAUAACUAUGUCGUUCAUUGUCAGAUUUAAAAAUCAUUUGGCACAUUUGUUCACCAUCAUUGGACGGUGUGUCGCGCGAAAUAAUUACGUCGAUAUCUCCAAGGUCAAGGUCACACUUUGAGUUCAAAGGUCAAAAAUGGCCAUAAAUGUCCCUUGAGAUAUAACCUUCAUAUUUGGUAUGCAUGUGUAUAUGGACAAGGCCUUUCCAUACGCACAACAAUUUUGACCCCUGUGACCUUGACCUUGAAGUAGGGGUCUGCGUUUAGGUUUCAAAAUCUGCGUUUAGGUUUUGAAAAAUGCUCUUAACUUCUAUGUCCCUUGAGAUAUAACCUUCAUAUUUGGUAUGCAUGUGUAUAUGGACAACGCCUUUCCAUACGCACACAAAUUUUGACCGUCCGUCCGUCCGUCCGUGUGUCCGUCCGAAAACUUUAACGUUGCUCAUAACUUUUGCAAUAUUGAAGAUAGCAACUUGAUAUUUGCCAUGCAUGUGUAUCUUAUGAAGCUGCACAUUUUUAGUGGUGAAAGGUCAAGGUCAUCCUUCAUGGUCAAAGGUCAAAAAAAAAUAAUUCAUGUGCAUAUCUCCAAUGUCAAGGUCGCCACGACUAAAAAUAGAUUUAUUUUAAAACAAACUUACAAAGGGGGUUAAUUUUCUUUGUUCAUUUCAAAAGUUCAGUUUGAGUUGUCUCCCUUUAUCAGAUUUUUUUUCACAAUGAAAACCUGGUUUUGUGACAAUUUUGUCCCUUGUUUAACAGAUAGACUGUAUACGCCGCUUUUAUUUGAAAAAAUGCGCUUUGUUAAACAAACCCGUUAACCAUUCUAUAUAAGAACUCAAUAAAAAUCGAUACGAACCGAUGUAAAAAUAAUAUUCGUAACUUGAUUUUGUAAUUCUUAAUGGUACGACAAGAUUUUAAAAUAAAAACGUAACGGACUUGAAAAUAAUUCGUAAUUACAAAAAUACGACCCUUAUCUGGAGCUCUGAUUUUUAAAUGAAAUUGUAGACAAAAUGAAGAAUUUUAAAACAUACCUAUUGUUUUAGUUUUAAAAGGUGGUAUUGCUAUUGUUAUUUGAUUGUUUAACAAUGAGUCUUUAUGCUGCAAUGUAAAUGAAAGUUGCCAAACCCAUUGUUAAAAGAGUGUUAGGAGACUUGUUUAAUGCUUUGAAAUCUUGUUAGUGUGUUACUAUCUCCUACAGAGUUAGUUGCUUUUUUAGUGACACACUAGUUUGUAUUUGAAAGUCCUUUUUAUUGAAGCCUUUUUAAAGCUUGUUAUUUCUUUUGCAAUUUGGUAAUGAAGACAUUAUUUUGAUAAAACUUUCUCUGCUUUAUAGCAGUUCCCCCUGAUUACCCAUUAGGCAGAGUAGGCAACUGCCUAUGGGCCCAGGGUUCGACACUAAGGCACGUCCGACAGACAUUGUCUAGUAAUAUCGGUGGUCGGGCUAGUAAAACUGCGGGCUAGCUUGUCCGACUGGUCAUACAUAAAUUAAAAAAAAAUCUAUACUGAUUCAUAUAACUAUAAAUAACUGCUGUGAAAACCUUUACUUUUAAUGUGUAAAAUUACUCUAGUAUCCGUUAUUUACAUUAAAACAAAACUAGUAUAUUUAAAUAAACGCGGAGCAUUCACAUGAUUCAUCGCUAUUUUUAGACGCAAAGGAGAGCUUCCUGCAGAAAUUGCUUGUUUCAAUUGGUCAAGAUGUCCUGAAUAUUAAUGAUUUUCUGCAGUGUCGUAAAACUGAAGAGCAUGAUUUUACGACUUCUAUCGAAAAUCGGUAUCGUCAAUGUAAACAUUUUUGCGUAGCAGACAAGAUAAUGUAAUUUAAAGAAUGGCUUUGUUCAAGUUCGUAUUUUUGUCCAACAAAUCAGUUAAUAAAAAAGAAUCCGACGCUUAACUGACACGAAACGUAAAUAUGAAGAAACACGAAAACGUCAAUUUUAUCCUAGAUGGAAAAUCGAGUCAGUUCCCAUGGCUUGAAUUUGACGAAGAAAAGCAAAAAAAAGGGUUAUUUUAUUGUUUUACUCUAUGCAUAAAAAAAUCUGGUGUUCACUGAUUAUUUACUGAUAAAUCCUGAUUAAACAGUUACAUGACACAAUUGUGUUCAUUUGCUAUGUUAUUUAUGGUCUACUAGACAUCAGGUUCGGGCUAGUACAUUUUAAGAGGAGCUAGUCCGACGGUUUUGCUGUAAAAAAAAAUGUCGAACCCUGUGGGCCCCGCGACUUUUUAGGGGCCCCAUGAGACAGUGACAAAAUAUUUUGUUUUCUUACUAAGCCUUACCUAAUGACUUGACAAAGCCAAUUAUUUUAUAUUAAUUUUAUGUUCUGACUAAAGGCUUGACAUGUCUUACCAAGAGACAAUAAUUUAUCAUUUCCACAAUGGCAUUGUUUUUUGUGUGCUAGUUUUGGUUUUCGAGAUGUUCAUUAGAGGGCUCAAACUGUAGUAGAAUUCCACACAGUGCUCUUUCAUUCUGGGUCAUGUCCCUGAUGAAUGCGGUAUUAUAAUGACAUUUUAUAUCCAUAAAAGGACAUUUUCACAUUUUAUGUCUUGCCAGCCUAGGCACUGGAAUGCUUAUUUAAACGAGGCGAAUCGACUUGGCACUGGCGUUAAAGUAGGCACUAGGCCUAUGAGGGGCCUGGGUCCUAAAAGUUUCGCUUUUUAAGGGCCUCAACAGUGCUUAAUUCUGCAAUUCUUUAUAAAAUGUCAAACAUGGCAUAAAAACUUGAUUCUAAGUUACUUCAUAUACUUACGAUAAGAUUUUAGUUGAACAAUUUUUAAUCUGAUAAGUUUGUGAUAUACUGUUAUAAGCGGAAUUUUAGAAUCAAAUAAACAACCCAAUAAGCAGUUUGAAAUUUCUUGAUACAUGUAUUUGCUCAAUCUUGUUUGUACUGCAAAUUAUUAACUUUGCUACAAUGGUAGUAGUUUUGAUGGAAUGGAGGCAUUACGAAAAUAAACAAAAAUUGUAAUGGUAUGAAGCAAGGCCAGUGGGGAAAAUACGUUUUCAGAGUGUGAUUUUGUUAAAUAAAUUGUGUACAGUUAUAUUUGUUUUGUACUGAAAUGUUGGCAUUUAACAAGGCCAUGGUAGAUGCAUGCAGUUAUGUAUAUUUAAAUGUAUUAAUGUAAUGUGUUUUGAACUAUGUGAACUUUUUAAUAAUCUCCUUUAAAUGCUUAAUUAUGCAGAAUGCAUCGUGUAAACUUAUUUGGUUUUCAAAAGCAAAAUUUGUUUUCCCGAAACUUCCCCUAAUGAACGAUGCUGGUAGACAAGUGCCAUAAACAAUUGAGCUCUGGGAAAAACUGGGUUGUAUGCAUGUGAGUAAAGCAUUGUCUCAGGUAAGCCUGUGCUAAGGUAGCCCAUGCAGAAGCCUGUGCUAAGGUAGCCCACGCAGAAGCCUGUGCUAAGGUAGCCCACGCAGAAGCCUGUGCUAAGGUAGCCCACGCAGAAGCCUGUGCUAAGGUAGCCCACGCAGAAGCCUGUGCUAAGGUAGCCCAUGCAGAAGCCUGUGCUAAGGUAGCCCACGCAGAAGCCUGUGCUAAGGUAGCCCACGCAGAAGCCUGUGCUAAGGUAGCCCACGCAGAAGCCUGUGCUAAGGUAGCCCAUGCAGAAGCCUGUGCUAAGGUAGCCCACGCAGAAGCCUGUGCUAAGGUAGCCCAUGCAGAAGCCUGUGCUAAGGUAGCCCACGCAGAAGCCUGUGCUAAGGUAGCCCAUGCAGAAGCCUGUGCUAAGGUAGCCCACGCAGAAGCCUGUGCUAAGGUAGCCCACGCAGAAGCCUGUGCUAAGGUAGCCCACGCAGAAGCCUGUGCUAAGGUAGCCCACGCAGAAGCCUGUGCUAAGGUAGCCCACGCAGAAGCCUGUGCUAAGGUAGCCCACGCAGAAGCCUGUGCUAAGGUAGCCCAUGCAGAAGCCUGUGCUAAGGUAGCCCACGCAGGCUUAUCAGGAACAACACUUUCUGCUCUUAUGCAAUGUUUGGUUUAGAAGAGGUCUGAUGGAAACAAAAAUCUAGGUACAGGCUAAUCAUAGACAACACUUAACAAUUAUUAACCCUUUGCAUGCUGGGAAAUUUGUCGUCUGCUCAAAUGUCGUCUGCUGAAUUUCUAAAAUUAGCAUUUUCUUCGAAUUUUUUUCAAAGAAUACUAUCAGAAUAGCAAACAGUUUGGAUCCUGAUGAGACGCCACGUUCUGUGGCGUCUCAUCUGGAUCCAAACUGUUGCAAAGGCCUUUAAAAUUCGGUUCCCGCACUGAAAGGGUUAAGCAGAGUUUUCCCACAGCUUGCCUCAUUUCUUUUUAAAGAAUUUUGUUAAGUGUUUGUUCAUACCCGGCAGUAUCUAAUUUAAGUAUGUGGAAAUAUACAAAAUGUUAUGAGACAUAACAUGUGAUUAAAGUGCAAUAAUAACACUUAAGUUCAUUUUACCAUUUGAUUGUUUUUUCUUUUACCUGUUAGUCAUCAAUUUUGUUGUUAUUAUAAUGUUGUGCUGUUUUUUGUUGUUUGAUUUGCAUGUUUUUCUUUUGUUUGAGAAAACCUCUUGAAUGUUUGUUUCUCAACUUUUUGCCUUUAUUGAUUUGUUUACAAAUGAUGUUACCAGCAAGUAGAAAUCAAAAUUGUUACAUGAUGCAGAAAAUGGAAAACAUAAUUAAGUUUUAUUGUCAAGAACUGCAGAUACGAUUCAAAAUCCUCUUUUGCAAUGUGUGUAUUGUCAGCUUUUAUUUUUAAUAUGGUGUAUAGGUCUAUUGUGCUCAUAAUUCUUCUUAAAUAUCCUCUGCCUAUUGGAAUCAACAAGUUGAAAUUUUAUUUCUCAAGUUGAAAGCAUGAUUUAAGCAUCACCUUUCGUUUCUUUCUAUCACAGUGUGUAACAUUAUAGUGAAAGUUUUGGUCAUGCUAGUUAGUGUACAUGUAAAUAUUACAUUGUAAUCCAGUUUAGAAACACUACAUGUAUUUAUUAUAGUGUCUUGUUCUUAAAAAUAUCAGGGGCAUCUCUAAUCUUCAUGUGACACUACUUUAAAAAUUAAGUUACAUAUUACUAUUUUAUAAUCUUCAUCUUUCUGUCAUAUUGGUGGAUGCACAUUAUUUAUUGACCUCAACCUAAAUUCUCCAUUAUAAGUCACUAUAUCAUAGAGCUUUUUAAAGAAACCUCGAAUUCCAUUCCAAUAUAUUUCCCUAUCAUAGACCAAGUACAAAUUUGUCUUUGUAGCAAUUGUUUGUAAUUAUUAGGAAAACAAUUGUUCUAUGUAGCAAUAACAAUUGUAUGUCCAAUUAUAUAGUGUAGUUUUCAUUGUAAUGGACAGAGUAAAUAUUUCCUUUGUUAUUGAAAUUUGAAAUGAAGUAAACAGGUUGCAGUGCUUGAAAGCAGUAUACAUACAUUGUAGAUAUAAAUGAUUAUGGGUACUGGUAAAUUUCCAAUUGUGUUUGUCCAUGUUUCAUGGCAUUGGAGUUUAGUUUUUCCUUUGCAGUCUUUUAAAGGGGAUACCGGUACAGUAAAAUCAUGUAAUUGUACAUAUCAAACUUUUUUAUUCCAGCAAAGUUUGCUGCGUUUUCUGAACAUUAAUGGAAAUGAACUAAAGAUUUUUCAUUAAAAAAUUGUAGGCCAUCAGAGCUAAAAAUAGAUUUAAAAAAAAAAGAAAAGAAAAUGAAAUCAUAUCUUAAUAAUAUUUUAAUAUUUGGUAACAAGAUUGUCCUCUUCUAAAGUUGCUCCAGUCAUGGCUCAAGGGUACAAAUUGGUCAAGCCCCAGGGUCACUUGUUUUAUAUAGAUUUAUAUAAGAAAAUGAUUUAAACCUCUUGUAACAUGACAAGGCCCAGAGGUGUAAUAUUUGGCAUAUAACAUCGUACAGUGGUCCUCUCGCAAGUUUGUUCAAAUCAUGUCCAUAGGUUUAAAAGUUCCCACUCCCUGGGGUUAUCUUGUUUUUGCAGGUGUGCUUCCUGCAUAUUGCACUGCAAAAUUUGUUGAAAUAAUGCAGUGGUCAAAACUGGUCCUGCCAGGGAGGUGGUGGUGGGUACUUAAAUGUUUCUCUCACGUGUAUAUAGUGACAACAAUUCAUAAACUCUAACAAUUUGUUUGCAUAAUAACUUGGCCAAGUUCAAAAAUGGUUUUGGAAACAUCAAACAAAUGCUGUAAACAGUUCAGUGUCUAAAAGUCUUAAGUAAGUGAUUACUUAAAGUUGUAGUGUAUUUGUUGUUUAAAUUUGAGUAAAUACUAAGGCUGUGGUAUGUGGUUUUGCCAAACAAUAACUUACAGUUUUAGCUUGAUUGUUUUUAUAAUUUCUUCCUUUGAUAAAUGAAAAUAAAAAUAUUAAAAUAUGAAA
Dreissena polymorpha is the source of this 10375-nucleotide messenger RNA. Its product is annotated as zinc finger FYVE domain-containing protein 1-like. The transcript has 13 exons. The record is from RefSeq and is a predicted model, not a curated record. NCBI's taxonomy places the organism in Eukaryota, Metazoa, Mollusca, Bivalvia, Myida, Dreissenidae. Gene Ontology annotation, molecular function: metal ion binding. The coding region runs from base 91 to 2601 and encodes 836 amino acids.